This is a messenger RNA of Ectocarpus siliculosus, 876 nucleotides long. NCBI's taxonomy places the organism in Eukaryota, Phaeophyceae, Ectocarpales, Ectocarpaceae. The record is from the annotation of a GenBank genome assembly.
AUGAAGACAAUGGCGGCAGUGACGAUGGGGAUCGUGCCUAUCGUGCUGCUUGCUCUUAGUGGAACCUUGGCCUCCGCCGGCUCGGCUCUCAGUGGCAGUAACGCUCACAAAGAGGGAAAUGUGGAACUUCUCGCCGACAAUGGAACGAUCAACAUCAAUUUGCGCAGCCUUCAGGCCGAAGUUGAGACGUGUGACGGCGGAAUUGUCGGCAUCCAGCAGAGCGACAUAUCCUGCUCCUCAAGCUGCGGGUCUUGCGGAGGUACCGGGUGCACUUCCCGAGACGGUGGAUCCGAAGCCUGCUGUGGUGGAGGAGUCAGGGCCUCCGGUCGCUAUUGCUCUGUAACGGGAGAAGCUCCCUGCAUGACCGGCCCGGCCCCUACGCCGGAACCUACGCCGGCCCCUACGCCGCCCCCUACAGAUGAAGUUUCGAUGUGCGACGGCGGAAUUGUCGGCAUCCAGCAGAGCGAUAUAUGCUGCUCCUCAAGCUGCGGGUCUUGCGGAGGUACCGGGUGCACUUCCCGAGACGGUGGAUCCGAAGCCUGCUGUGGUGGAGGAGUCAGGGCCUCCGGUCGCUAUUGCUCUGUAACGGGAGAAGCUCCCUGCAUGACCAAUGAAGUUCCGAUGUGCGACGGCGGAAUUGUCGGCAUCCAGCAGAGCGAUGUAUGCUGCUCCUUAAGCUGCGGGUCUUGCGGAGGUACCGGGUGCACUUCCCGAGACGGUGGAUCCGAAGCCUGCUGUGGUGGAGGAGUCAGGGCCUCCGGCCGCGAUUGCUCUGUUACGGGGGAAGCACCCUGCGUUGUGACUGGCCCGGCCUUCACGCCGGAACCAACGCCGACCCCUACGCUACCCCCUACAGAUGAAGCUUCGAUAUCCUGA